AUGUUUCAACAGGCCCCCAUUCCGGAUCUUCCAACAUACCAGAAUAGGGUAGAUAAUACCCCCAAGUCCUUGAGAUCUUCUAUCGCCAUUAGCGAUCUCACGGCACUACGAAGUUUUCUCUCAGGUAAGUUGGACGAAUCUAAUGUAUCGCAUGGCGCGCCACUACACCUUGCAAUCUAUCUUGGCAAUACAGAAGCCGUCGACAUCUUACUACAAGCUGGCGCGGACCCUCUUAAAGAGCCAGCAUUUCUCGAUCUGCCGUACCUCACGACGCCCAUGGGACUGGCCGCUCGAUUGAGCAACCGUACUAUUCUCCAAAAGAUAUGGCGACAUGUCAAUCCCGAUAUCAAUACCUAUAAUAUGGAAGCCUUCGAUAGUUGCUUAGUGGAAGCAGCACGAUAUGGUGAUGUCGCCAUAUUAGGUGAUGUAUUGCACUGGAGUCGGAGUAAUUGGUCGCCUGAGUCAAGAAGCAGGGCUUUAAGUGCCGCAGCGGAAAAUUGGCAUGUCGAAAAUCUGCAGUUCCUUCUCUCCGAGAUUCCAUUUGAGGAAGGGGCACUGAACAUUGCAUUGGCUCAUGUAACAGUUAACAAGCUAUGCUUUGAACAUCGAGAUCAAACCGAGGCUGAAAUCGCUGCACGGUCACAAACGAUCAAGGUUCUUAUGGCUGCUGGAGCUAAUCCCAGCAAGCCUGGGCCUAGAUGGUUGUGCAUGGGUGAGCCUCUGCUUAUAUGGACCGCUCUGUGUAGGCAAUUGCAUAGUUGUCUGAAAGCAUUACUCGGUAAUGGUGCGGAUCCCAAUAUUACCAGCAGUCAAGGACAGACUGCAUUGUGCUACCUAGGAGCCCGGGUCAAGAGAGACUUUUUAUUCCGGAGAAGAAUCGAGGAUAACGAGCCGACCGAGGAUGUAUUUCAUACUCUCCUUGUCUACGAUGCUUCUGUCCUCCAUCAAGAUAUAACUGGGAACACUCCUCUUCACUUUGCCGCAUAUGGAUCGCCUCUCAACAUCCUCCAGCUACUUCUGUCAAGUUUGCCAAUUGAAUCGCAGAGAAACGCGCUCACAAUGCGUAAUUGCAAUGGCGAAACAGCCUUGCAUUUCGCAUCUGCAGGAGGUCAAAUUGAAACCAUCACGUAUCUCUUAUCUAAUAAUGUUGGCUCGGACAUUAACGAAACUGCCUCCAUGGGCUGGACACCAUUGCUAAGAGCCUUAGCGCCCACGGUCCCCAGUCUUGCAAGGACAAGAAAGAUCGAGGCAGCUCAGUUACUUCUAGCCCACGGUGCCGACCCUUCAACAAGUACACAGGAUGGCUGGACACCGCUUCAUUGCCUUGCUAUGAAUCCCAGCAGUGGGAAUGCUGAAAGGGUUGAUGGGAUCUCACAGCUGAUCGAGACACUGCUAUCGGGUGGUAUCUGUAUCAACAGUCGCGCUUCCUUUGCAUUUGACAAUCCUCCAAACCGCUCAGUAAGAAAGCAUAGAGUACAGGACGGUAUCGACUGUGGAUGUCUUGAGUCACAGUAUAUUGAGUCUCCUUUUGAAUGGGGAAAAGUUCUUCGAUCCGACCUCACGCCAUUGCAUAUUGCCGCGGAAUUCGGAGCACUUGAUGUUGUAGUGGCUUUACUCAGGUACGGAGCCGAUCCUGCAGCCGAAGACUCUGAGGGUAAUUCCCCGGCUAGGUUAGCAGGUGAUUCCAACAAUUAUUCUUCCAGCAGUGAAGCUCGAGGUAUAGUUAUAACUAUGUUGAUAGAAGCUGGGGGAUCAUACUAA
Molecule: messenger RNA, 1761 nt
Organism: Fusarium sp. VM40
Lineage: Eukaryota; Fungi; Ascomycota; Sordariomycetes; Hypocreales; Nectriaceae
Source: the annotation of a GenBank genome assembly